Molecule: messenger RNA, 2042 nt
Organism: Macadamia integrifolia
Lineage: Eukaryota; Viridiplantae; Streptophyta; Magnoliopsida; Proteales; Proteaceae
Product: protein ACTIVITY OF BC1 COMPLEX KINASE 1, chloroplastic-like
Biological process (GO): protein phosphorylation
Molecular function (GO): protein kinase activity; ATP binding
Source: RefSeq, a predicted model, not a curated record
CUAGAGAAGUAGUGGAAGUCCGAAAGACUAGCUCCCUUGAUAAGUCCACACUCCACAAGUACGAAACCAUUUAGUCGAGCCGCGUCAUCAAGGAGCCUCACUGGUGCACUGCACAACGCGACGCCAUGUGGUUAAGUCAAGCGAAGCGGCAUGCCAUCCAGAAUCCACCCUGGUGCCUGGGCAUAUCCACGUCCACACAAAUUGCAACUCUUUGAGGGAUUGAUCGUUGAAGGAGCGUUCAUUUCUUCCCUUCUCCGUACUGCCAUUUAUCAUUUUUUGUUUGUCACUACUCACUCGAUUUGUGAGUUCCCACUCACUCCGUCCCGAUUGCCGGCCACAGAAGAGGAGUUAUACAAAACUAGGCAUAGGAGAGAUGGAGUUUGUUUGCCAACUGUCGUGUUUUUCAACUGUAAUGGAUGGUGGUUAUUUUCCAACUUCGCCGAGGAGCGUUUCCCAAUUAGAUAAGCAUCACCGGAAACAUGGCCAUUUCAACAAGCUCUGUCUCGCAGCUGAGAGUGAGAAUGGCUUCAGCUUCCACCCCUUUGACGUUGUCAAGAGCCGAUGAUGAGAGCAAUGUCAGUUCAGCAACUACGAGAGCUUCGUUGCUUGCCAAGUCUAGUAGCGCCAUGGAACAACUUGAUUUUGAACGCGGUGUUUGCGUUCCCUUUCGCAAGUACACUCCAGAAACAGUGAAGAAUAAGGUUUUGGAGUCGAGAGGGGCUAUACUUUCUCUCUUUGGUCGGGGUGUGGAGAUAGUUUGGAAUUUGGGUCUCUAUUGGUCCACCCUUAUGUAUGACUGCUUGAUUGGUCGAGAUAAAGGUGUUCCUUAUCGUGCCCGGCAACUCAGGAAUUUGUUGUGUGAUUUGGGGCCUUCUUUCAUCAAAGCUGGGCAGGUUCUGGCGAAUAGACCAGACAUUAUUAGGGAGGAUUAUAUGAAUGAGCUCUGCAUUCUUCAAGAUGAUGUUCCUCCUUUUCCUAACCAGGUUGCCUUCGCAAUUAUUGAAGAGGAGUUCGGCCGGCCUCUUGAAGCUGUUUUCAGUAAAAUUUCAUCAAAGACAAUUGCAGCUGCAAGUUUGGGUCAGGUUUACCGUGCUACUUUACGUGACACUGGGGAGGAUGUUGCUAUUAAGGUGCAAAGGCCUCGGAUAGAACCUAUAAUCUACCGUGAUCUUUUCUUGUUUCGUACGCUUGCUUCCUUCUUGAACGGAAUUAGUCUACAGAAACUGGGAUGCAAUGCAGAGCUCAUGGUUGAUGAAUUUGGUGAGAAGCUUCUAGAGGAACUUGAUUAUACCUUGGAGGCUAGAAAUAUUGAGGAUUUUCUGGAGAACUUCAAGAAUGAUCCUACUGUCAAGAUUCCUUGGGUUUAUAAAAAGCUUUCAGGUCCACAUGUUUUAGUAAUGGAAUGGAUUGAUGGUAUCCGGUGUACUAAUCCACAGGCUAUUAAAGAGGCAGGCAUUGAUGUAAAUGGAUUUUUGACUGUUGGAGUGAGUGCCGCCUUGCGACAAUUACUAGAAUUCGGAUUGUUUCAUGGAGAUCCACAUCCUGGAAAUAUCUUUGCUAUGCGUGAUGGCCGUAUUGCAUAUGUAGACUUUGGGAAUGUUGCUGUCCUCAGCCAGCAAAAUAAACAGAUUUUGAUUGAUGCUGUUGUCCAUGCUGUAAACGAGGACUAUGUUGAGAUGGCAAACGAUUUCACCAGGCUGGGCUUCCUUGCUAGUGGGACUGAUGUUUUGCCUAUUAUCCCAGCAUUGGAAGCAAUAUGGCAAAAUUCAUCUGGAAAGGGGUUAUCCGAUUUUAAUUUUAGAAGUGUUACUGGAAAAUUCAAUCAGUUGGUUUACCAGUAUCCAAUACGUAUCCCCGAGAGGUUUUCUCUUGUUAUUCGUUCUUUAUUGACUCAAGAAGGCAUCUGUUUCACGUUGAAGCCAGAUUUUAAAUUUCUUGAGGUGAGGAUGGAUCUUUACUGUUUCAUUUUUCUUUUUUUCCCCCUGGAGACCAUUGAAAAUCUUGAUCUCAAAUUUGAAGUUCUGUAGUAUGGAAGAGGAUAU